AAUUUGUGUAACUCACAUCAAUACGUGUAGUUAGACGGGGAAGAAGAGAAAAAGAAAAACAUUCCGGACCUUCAUAAACUUCAUUCCCACGAGGACAGCUGUGUUUACGAACAGGCGCAAUGGGAGAACAAUCUCUCCCUUGUGCUCAUGGCCAACGUCAUCAUUGCACAGGUACCAGGUGAACACACUCAUACGAUCUAAUAUUCGACCUCGACAAUUUCUACCAUGCCUUCCAUCCGAGCUCUAUCAAGGCGCUUCACCUCAGGGGAUGUUUCAGAUAAGCAGCGUCCUGUAACGCCACCUCCACCAUAUACUUUCGAUGAAGAAGAAGAGAUAUGCUGUACGAAGGACGAGAAGGGAAGCGAUCCUUCCAAUCGUCUAGAGAAGAAUCCUGCAUCUCUGAACAUUAAAUUUGAUCCUGUACCCGAUCUCUCUUUAACGAACCCCACCGCCUCCAGCAGUGAUGACUCUACUCCAGCCACGUCUAAAUCAGGUCUGUCAAAGAAGCAAAUGGCCAAAAAUUACUUUCUCGAUUUCUGCUACUUUCCAGACGACUAUGAUCAACGCCUGGUCAAUUAUCCCGACACGCAGCUCAAGAAACAAGAAGCCGUCAAGACCAGGAUAUGCUAUUCAUCCAUGUGUUCGAUCAUCAGCGGCACAGCCUUUGCCGUGCCCUCACACGGUGCAUCGGCGGGGAUCUGUGUCUGGGCAGCGCGGAGGUGGUACGUCGCCGCGAAGAAGUUGAAGUUCAUCAAAGCCGAACUCGUUAAUCGAGGCAUCGAACUCCGACCCUUCCUCCAUCGAGACUGGAUCAUUCCAGCGUCCGUGGCCAUAACGUGUCUUGCGGUGGGCAUGGGCGUGGACUUUGGUCUUGCCGGGGCAGUCCCCCUGGGACACGCUGACCACACUCUCAACGGUGGAGGACAGAUUCAGCCAGACUCUGGCACGGCCACUCAGGGUCUACAACACGCCGGCAAUGUGCCCGUGACGCACGCCACUGAUCCCGCUCUGCAGCAGCACGGCGGUACGGCCAGCCAUGUCCAUUCUAUCCUCGAUCCACAGCCCGGAGCAGCUGGCGAAUGGCACGAGAGUCUACACGAAAAGAUACAAACCGCCGCACAGAACUGGGGCUCGGGAUUUCGAGACCAGGUGCAGUCUUUGUUCGGGCCCACUCACCACGCCAUAUCAUCCGGUUGCACUCCAGAUCAGACGUACGAAGGCGCCGCGGCGUGGAUCGCUGGCGCACAGUCGGCCCAGCUGGUCGAGAAGGAGAUCAUGGCCUUGCUCAGCAUGCAAGCCGUACAGCAAGUGUGCGAACGUCUCGACUACGAAAGUAUCCUGCCCAAGUACAACCACAACAUAACUUGCAACAGUCUCCCUUGGGCCACCGACAUCAUCUGUUCGCGAUGUGAGACGAAUGUUUCACGAGGGAGGUUCUAUCAUUGCUGCGACUGUCCCGGGAGUGACUCUCAAGCCGACGAUGAGUUCAAUCUGUGUCUGAAAUGCCACGAAGAAUCUUCCGCGUGCAGAGACCCAAAGCACACUCUGCAACUUCGCCAGACGGCCCUACCAGGCCGAUACGUCCUCCCUUCCGGCUCGACCAAACUGAUCAAAGACAUCGCCGGGCCGGCAAAGUUGAGUUGUACUUUUUGUUCUACCCGGAUCACGCGAGGUUGGCAUUACGACUGUCUCGAAUGCCGCAAGACCAAGAACCAAUACACACUCUGCAUCCGCUGUUACGAAUCCGGUCGCACAUGCCCCGGCGACGACACCCACAACCUCUACGCCUUUCCUCGAGCAAAGUUCGCCUCUUACAACCAGGAUGCACCGUACCAGAAACAACAAAAAGGUCAAGCGCCCACAGGACAGGCGACUUGCUCUGAUUGUCAUGCCAGAAUUGACAAGGGGGCGUUUUACCAUUGCUCAAAAUGCAAAGGCGGUACAUUCGACUUAUGCGACGAGUGUUUCGAGCUAGGCGAACACUGUCUCGACAAUGAUCACGUCCUCGUCAAGUUUUAUGCGUGGAAAUACUUCAGACAUGUCGACAAGACAUUAAAACCGAGUUGGAAGUGCUCGAACGAACGGUGUAUCAAACCAGAUGGGAAGGAUGAUUUCUUCUUUGGUUGUCGAAAAGAAGAAUGUCAGGAUGGACGUCAUGAAAUUUGUCCACCUUGUUAUUUUAGUGAUGUCCUCUGUCCGGUCAAGGAGCAUGAAAUGUUCAAGUGUGUAUUUGUAUAGAAAUUGGCGGGUCAAGGAUUGCUAGAAAAAGGGACAUUACGUAUUCCCUGUAUGAGCCAGACACAAAAAGAGAAAAUCCCUGCCCCAAAAUAAGUACCUACUCGGUGCAGCAGGUGAAUGGGCAAUUCUCAAUCAUUGAUCUGUCCGUUGCGAACCUAUGCUGACUUGUAGAGCACUUACAUCGUGCGUAACAAGACAUUUCCAACCUUUAUCUGUACAGUAUAUGAAUCCGAUUUCUCCUCC
This is a messenger RNA of Exophiala oligosperma, 2481 nucleotides long. RefSeq lists its product as uncharacterized. The transcript has 5 exons. The record is from RefSeq and is a predicted model, not a curated record. Bases 226 to 2238 code for a protein of 670 amino acids. Gene Ontology annotation, molecular function: zinc ion binding. Lineage: Eukaryota; Fungi; Ascomycota; Eurotiomycetes; Chaetothyriales; Herpotrichiellaceae.